This is a messenger RNA of Sarcophilus harrisii (Tasmanian devil), 5349 nucleotides long. RefSeq names its product glucosaminyl (N-acetyl) transferase 1 (gene GCNT1). The transcript is spliced from 3 exons. Gene Ontology annotation, cellular component: membrane. Bases 662 to 1951 code for a protein of 429 amino acids. The record is from RefSeq and is a predicted model, not a curated record. Gene Ontology annotation, molecular function: beta-1,3-galactosyl-O-glycosyl-glycoprotein beta-1,6-N-acetylglucosaminyltransferase activity. NCBI's taxonomy places the organism in Eukaryota, Metazoa, Chordata, Mammalia, Dasyuromorphia, Dasyuridae.
CCUUAUUGGCCUCUGGGGUGGGAGAGGCAAGGAGGAGGAGGAGGAGGAAGAAGAAGAAAAAGAAAAAAAAAAGGAAAAAGGUAGAGUGCUGAGGGAAGUUGCCUGUUCUACCUUAGUGGAUCUCGUAAAAGGAGGGUUCCCUAUUUGAAACACAGCGGGCAGGGGAAAGGAUAGCUUUGGAAACGGAGGCAGUGGCUACACCACCAGCAAGCACGCUUCCCACAGCGUGUGCACCGUACUGGGUUCUCAAGAGCUGCGCUGUUGUAAAGAGAUCCGGCCGCAUUCUGCGCCCUAUGAAGCCAACGUGUUUACCCCAGGUCUUUGUUUCAAAAAACCUGAUGUUGACAUUGCCGUUGCUUGCUGCCCAGCAUGUUGAAGAAAUCUGAUUGCCAGAAAGAAACAUUGAAUUUUCAUGUCAGCCGCCAUUGGCAUCAUAAACAUCAAUGGGCUUGGCUUCCAGUGGAACUGAAUGUUAUGAUGAAAGCUUCCUCAUGGAAUGGCAUGAAGUACAGAGUUUUUCUCCAGCUAUUUCAAGAUGAUCAUUUAUCACCGCUGAUAAAUGUACACCAACAACUCUACAGGUUAUGAAAGAAAUAAAUUGUGAUCAAAGCUCAAAAAACUUACAUUCAAAGGAAACAAGGACCCCAGUUUUUGGUUUGAAAUGGUGAGGAGGCUGCUGAGAAGGAAACUUGGUCCUUGUCAGACCAAACCGUUCUUCCUUUUACUUGUUUUUACCCUAAUCAUAUGCUUUUCCAUCUUAACAAUUCAUGAAAAGUCAGACUCUUUAAAUCACAGACAUUUAGAGUUGACUAGAGAAAAUCCACAUAGUAGCAUUAAUUGUACCAAAAUUUUACUGGGUGACAAAGAAGAAAUACAAAAUGCGAAGCUUACAAUGCUAACAGUGAAUUUUAGAAAUCUCCCUCAGUGGACAAAUGAUGAUUACAUCAAUAGGACCAAAGAUUGUGCUACUUUCAUUAAGACCCGCAAAUAUAUCAUGGAACCUCUUAGCAAAGAAGAGGCAGAAUUUCCCAUUGCAUAUUCAAUAGUGGUUUAUCACAAAAUUGAAAUGCUUGAUAGGCUCCUAAGAACUAUCUACACACCUCAGAAUUAUUAUUGCAUUCAUGUUGACAAAAAAUCUCCUGAAUCCUUUUUAGCAGCAGUGAAGGGCAUUGCAUCUUGUUUCAAUAAUAUCUUCAUUGCCAGUCAACUGGAGAAUGUUGUGUAUGCAUCAUGGAGUAGGGUCCAAGCGGAUAUCAACUGCAUGAGAGAUCUCUACAGACAGAGUUCAGAAUGGAAAUAUUUGAUAAAUCUUUGUGGCAUGGAUUUCCCAAUUAAAACCAAUCUGGAAAUAAUAAGGAAGCUAAAGUCUUUAGUGAAUGGAAACAGCUUAGAAACUGAAAAAAUGCCUUCCCAUAAAGAAGUAAGGUGGAAGAAGCAUUAUGAAGUUAUUGAGGGCAAGCUAAAAAACACAGGAAAAGAUAAGUCACUUCCUCCUAUUGAAACACCAAUUUUUUCAGGCAGUGCCUACUUUGUUGUUAGUAGGAAGUAUGUAGAGUAUGUCCUAACUAAUGGGAAGAUCCUGAAAUUUAUUGAAUGGGCUAAAGAUACAUAUAGCCCAGAUGAAUAUUUGUGGGCUACAAUUCAAAGAAUUCCUGAAGUUCCAGGUGCACUCUCUUCCAGUAAUAAGUAUGAUAUUUCCGACAUGCAUGCAGUUGCUAGGUUUGUGAAAUGGCAAUACUUGGAAGGAGACGUUUUCAAGGGAGCUCCAUAUCCACCAUGUAAUGGAAUUCAUGUCCGUUCUGUAUGUAUAUUUGGAGUAGGAGAUUUAAACUGGAUACUGCAACAGCACCAUUUCUUCGCCAACAAAUUUGAUACUGAUGUUGACUCUUUUGCAGUCCAAUGUUUAGAGGAGCAUCUAAGACACAAAGCUCUCUAUCAGAUGGAAAACUGAAUGUAUUUACUGUAAGAGAAAAAUGAAAAUAUCAAAGAUGUAUAGAAUGUCCUCUGUGUUUCAGCGGAAAAAUCAUGAAAGAAAUCACAUUCUAAAUUGCCUAAAUUUCACUGACUUCUAGUUUUCUACAGAAUGCAUUUGAUUAGAAAUAUUUUGAAAUCAAACUAUGAAGUUGGAGUUAAAUAAAAUGUUUGUUUGGGGAAGGAAAGAAGGGAGUCAUGGUUUUUCCUAUUAAUAAGUAUAAUCUAAAAAUGUUCUUAUUUUUCAAAAAGAUUUGCAUAAAUGAAGUAAAUAUAUAUUUGUAUGUAUAUAUGUUUGCAAAUCUUUCCACAAUGUUAAAUUAUUUUUAUAUAUCUUUUGAGUGAAGAUGGACAGAUUAUUGGGAAUGGGGGUUUAGGAUCUGGAGAAGAUGCAGAUAAAAGGAGCAAACUCAGCUCAGGGACCAAAAAUAAGAAAUUUUUCACUCUGUAGAUUUCAGUGGUGUUGAAAUUAUUGGGAAAACUUUGGAGUACGAAUGUUUUCUUGAACUGAAUUAAACUUAAAAGCAACAGCCAAUCACAAGGAUACAAUUUAUCUUUCAAUAAUAUUUUGUGUAUAUAUUGUGAUAUAAGUUUGAUGUUUUUUCCAAAUGAACCAUGUGAAACAAAACUUCUAUUUCAGUUGGAAAAAUUUUGUAUUAUACAAUAUUCUUAUACAUAUCUUCUCAGGGGAUAUAAAAGCCAAGUGCCUGAAUUUCUAACAUGUAGUAUUUUAAAUUAAUUUCAAUACUCAUUUUAUUUUUUUUUUCAGAAAAAAAUGCUAAUUCCUUGUUCAUCUGAUAUCAGUGAUCAUGUUUCUAAAAUCUUUGAAAUAUGUUGAUCUGUCUCAAACAAAAUAGAUAAGCUAGAAUAAUGAAUAAAAAUUGGCACAUACUCCACUUCAGGGAUUCUUAAGCUGGCAUCUUUGAACAACAAGUAAUAUUUUAAUAAGGGUAUUUCAGUAUAAUUGGUUUCCUUUAAAAUGAUGUGUAUUUUAUUUUAUCCGUUUAAAAACAUGAUGCUGAGGAGAGGUCCAGAGACUUUACCAGCCUGCCCAAGAGGUUCAGGACACCCAAAAAAUGGUGAGGUAUCUCUUGAUCUAGUGUCUUUGCAUAAGGAAAACCUAAUUUUCAUAGCACAUCAAAAUUUAUUUAUUAGCCAGUGAUCAGGGCACCUAAAAAAUGCUAAUACAGAAAAGGCCAAAUGGAGGUUAGAAAGAAAAAAAAUGUAGCAAAGGUACACAGUUUCUAACUGCUACAAUGAAGAGUUUUAAAAGAAAGUAAAACAUGGGAAAUACGUUUUUCUGGUACCUAAAUAAUAGUUGACACUUGUAAAUAUUAAACACUUGUCUGAUUUGAAUGGCCAAAGAAUGAUACUACAAUUAAUAAUAAAUGACAUUUAUGUAACUCAUUAAUUUUUGAAAAGUGCAAUAUAUAAAUUGUUUCAUUUUAUCCUCAUACUCACUUUGUGAAAUAGAUAUGUUAAACUUUUUUUUUUCCUUUUACAAAUGAAGAAACAGGCCUUCAGUGGUUAGAUAAUUUUUCCAAGGUCACAUAAUAAAAUGUAAGUGUCUGAAGUAUAAUUCCAACCCAUAUCCUCUUUCAAGAUCAAGAUCCAAUCCUGAUAUAUAUUUUUUAUACUUUGCUGCCUCUCAACCUUGCUCUCUCCUACCUCCACCCCAACUCCCAAGACUAUUUACAAAUUUAUAUCCCAAAAGAUUUCUUCCUCCUUUACUGUUGUAUUAGUUUCCCAUCACCUGGAAAUAUGUCCUAUGUGUUCCUCCCUCUCUGGCAGAGCAGUUUAUAUAGUAGUAUCGUUCUGAAUCUGUCUUGGACUUCUUGAUGAAAAUUUUAGAUUUAGGAUAAGCAGGUUUAGUAUUCAUAUAAAUAUAGUUCUUUCUCAAUUCAGGCACACAUACGACUUACAUCAACGACAAUCAAAAGGGAGUGUUUUAUCCUAUUUUCAGUGCUAAUUGAUUCAUGUUUAAUGCCAAAGUGAAUGAUACAAUUUCCAUCUUAAUUAUGUUUGAUAAAUGAGAGUAUGGGGUGUUCAGGGAGGUCUAGAACCUCUGGUAGAAGGGCUGGCUGAAUCCUUUUCAGCAUUGCUCAUCCACCUUUGGUAUCCAUCUCUCACCCAACUCUCACUUGAGGUUCCAAGAAGCUGCAGCAUGCAUAUACAAUGGCCACACCCUGGUGAAACCAUGUAGCAGAUGGACUAAACCAAAUUGAGGGAAUCUGAUGGAACCAAAACCCAUCAUUGAGUUAGGGGGAUGUCUAUCAUAAGCAUGUGAAGAUUUUCCCCAAUAGAAUGCAACAAUUUGUUCCAAAAGCCAUGAAGGCCACUGAAGCAAGUGCUGUGGAGAACUUAGAGCUUGGUCAGACAUCAAAGAUUCCAGGAUCAUCCACUGAAUCCUGGGCAUUGCCAGUUGUCCUUUCUUCACCAAUUGUCGAUGACACUGGAAGAGAAAGAAGCUGAUGACUUUAUGUAACACUACCUCACUUAAAUCCAAUUCAUUCACAAGACAAGACAUCACUGUAAUAUCCCUGGUCCUCUUCAAAAAUGAAGGAUGAACAACAACAUUUGAUAAGUUUAUGUUGCUAAACCCAGAGAUCUUUUAGUAUCCUGAGUUAUUACAGGAAUUGUUCUCAUGACCUUUAACAAAUGUUAUUAUUUGAAAUAAAAAAUAUGGCAUAUGAUAAAAUAAGUGGGGUAAUGUCUAAUGUCCUGAACACUAUUCUGGUAUGCAAAUGAAGAGAACACAUUUUUAUUUUAAUAGUUCUGCUAUUAAAUGAAGAUUUGCAGAUUAUUCCAACAAAUAUACGUUGUUUCUGAACUGUUUUACCUGUGGGAUGAGAGAAUACAUUUCCUGUUGUGGAAUUUGACAGUAUGAAGUAUGGGGGUGGGGAGGGAAACUUCUGGGACCAAUAUGCGUUCUUGGUUUCUAAAACUGGAGGAAAAAAUAAACCACUUCCUCUUAUUGAAAUAACUGUUUGAGUAUUGUUAGUUAUUAUUAGUGUUACCAUUAUCAUUUUCCUAGCAGGAGUGUGUGUAGAUUGAAAGCCUGCAUCAGAGGUGUGAGAAAUGAUUAUUAAUAACUAUUAUCUUGGGGAGAUCAGAGGCUCUCCCUUUUUAAAAAAUUUCUCAUUUUCAAAGGUUCUGUUUUUCUUGAAAGACAUUACUGAUAAUGACAUUGCAUUGCCUCUCCUCCAUCUUGGUCACAUUCCACUUACUUUGUAAGGAAUUUACUGUAGAUUGAGGAAGCUCAUUGUGUUCUACUCAAACUUGGUUGUAGACAGUCUAGAAUGGGGGUCCUCAAACUACGGCCUCGGGGCAGAUGCAGCAGCUGAGGACGUUUAUCCCCCUCACCCAGAGCUAUGAAGU